GUCGAGAAAAAUAUUAACCUCUGUCUAUGUGAUUUAUGGUGGUAAAAGUAAAUGGAUUUGAUGUGUUUGGUGAAUAGUGGGGAAAAGCAGGAGUGUUUGUUACUCAAAGGAUGCUACUAUCGUUUUAAGUUGCUUUCUUCUGUCUCUUAUUACUUGAUUACUGAAGCUGAUUUUUACUUUUACAGGCAGUAAAGAGGAUACAUUCUUUGAUUCCCAGCCCUGGUUGGAAUCUGAUGGUGAAGAUGAUUUCCACAGUGUCAGGGGCGGUAUGUAAACUCUUAGCUGUUUGAACUCGCUCACACUUUGUUGGAAAGCUUGCUUGGUUCUUCAUUUCUCUCUGCAUGAAAAUGGAGAAGCCUGUUCUUCAUUGAAAGGAAGCCUGGUUCUUUCAUGCUGUGUGUUCUUCCUAGUCUUUUUAUUUCACAAAGAUAUUACAGAACCGUUUCUGAUUGUCUGUUUAAACACAGAUUUCACGCCGUCUCGUGGGAGCACUCCAGUUCAUCACAGUUUUGCAAUGGGAACCCCUCAAAGUAACAAACCGGUGCUCGAGGUGACACCUCCUGAACAUUCAAUACCCGAGCCAACCCCUCAAAGGAACAAACCGGUGCUCAAGGUGACACCUCCUGAUCAUUCAAUACCCGAGCCAUCCCCUACAGGAAAGAAGAAGAAGAGACUUUCUGAACUUUUCCAAGACAGCAUGAGGGAGCGCAGCACAGAAGACAAUGUAUCCCCUACCAAAUCUGCUGAGGACACACCAUAUGUCUCCGGUGUCAACUCUGUCUGCAGCAGUGAGAGGACUCCCAAUGGGAAAGCUAUAGUGGAAGAGAAAUGGUUUAACAAGUCGAUGCAAGGUUGCCUCCCAAGCUUGGUCUCCUGCCAUAGUUUUAGUUAUAGGAAGAAGAAGAUGAUGAGCCCCCCAGCAGCUGUGGCAGUAAAUGGUGUAGCUUAAUGACGAAGUCAUCCAUCUUGGUUCACAAUGCUCAUGUAUAUCGAUCUUUUCUAUGACUUCACUCUUUGUCAGCCAGAUAAUGUAUAGUACCCCCCAUGAGACUAAAGGGCAUGAAAAUGAAGUCGAGGCAUCAGGAGGAUUAAAACCUCUCACAUCAUCAGCCCCUAGUGAAGGUUAUGUGACAUCCUCAAGCUCAUAGGUUUUUCUUUCUUUCGUUUCGGAAGGAUAUAUCAGUCACUCUCAAAUAAUGAGCUUGUAGUGGUGAUGACAUUGAUCUUCAUGUAUCUAUGAUAACUACAAGGAAGAGAUCUUUAUUUAAUCCUUCUGCAGGCAGUCAGAAUCCUGCAGAGUAUUCACAUAUAGCUUUUUUUUCUGUUGACGAUGCUUGCUAUCCAAGGAAAAAAACAUGCAUCUCAUUCCCUUGUGAUGGUUACUUGUGAAAGGAGAAAAGGGUAACCGUUCCAAAGGUGAUGAAUUUGAUAGAAGUUGAGAAAUGACAAUUUGCCAGGAAACAGGCAAAAGGGCACAUCCUAGUCCGUGUCCAAUAAGGAUUGCUGAUCUCAGGAAAAAAGGAAGGAGAUGGGUUAUCAGGAUUUUCCCAACUCCAGAAGCUACUAAACUGCAAGUUGUUAUAUGAGACGUCUGUGAGAAAAGCUUGUAGUCACAUAAAUCAUGUGUCCCCAGAAAGAUGAUCUUCCACCUUUCUCAUCUCAUGUAUGUGAUGUGGUUAUAAGAUUGAUGGGACCAUACUACUAUAUGCUUGCUUGCUUGCUUCAGACGUCACCUUUCUCUUUCGAGCUUGAUUUUGCAAUAUCAGGAAUUCAAGACAAAGGCCUCUUGUGCCUUUCAUCCUCAACCCAACCCCUCAGAGGCCCAGUACAGAUUUCUUAGCCCAUUACACACUUUGAUAGAAGACCUCAUAACUGAUCCACAACUCAAGACAGUGAGAAAACUUAUGUCUAACUCAUGAUUAGCAAUCAAUGGAUCUCUGCACUAUGUAAAAGAGGAAUAUAACUUGAAAUUGAGAAAAAAAGAGAAAAGACAACUGUAUCACUUAUGACAUCAACUGCAUUAUGAUAACCUAGUGAGUCAAUGAGCAAUAUGAAUACCUUAGUCCUGAGUCUUGACCAUUAUGGAGGGUCACAUGAAUGGACUAAAUGGAAUGGAGAGGCUACAAAAGAAACUGCAAGAAAUAAAAUUUCUUUUGUUUUCCUCUUCUGCAAUGGGAAGUUUCUAUACUUGGUCUUAUUUUAGUUAUAUUAUAUUCUACUUUAGUCCCGGCAAUCGGAACGGGUCGAGUCGGGUUGGAUGACUUUAGAUUACCAGUCGUUGAGGAUAACGGGUCAUGUCAGGUUGGUUGAUGAUUUUGGAUCACAUAUUGAUUCAACUAAAAAGUUUUUGCACGAGUUUUCGAUUAUUUUUAUGUACGAGCAUUCUCACAAAUAAGAAUAAGUAUGUUAGAAAUGGGAAGUUUCUAUACUUGGUAUCAGGCCAUAUGUUAGCCCCUCUGCCACCUACCAUAGCUCUUAGCAUAGCAAACAAAAAAUGGGAUUGUUCAUUUCAACCCAAUGAACCCAGAUUUCAAUCUUGUUGAACAUUUUCACAGACUUUACAAUAGCAACGAGGUUAUCUGUGUUCAAUAAAAAAAAGUAUCUUAUCUAUGAUUUCUUGACAUCUUGACGAUGUAAAUGAACCUUCUGAUUGCGA
Messenger RNA from Linum trigynum, 2656 nucleotides. The record is from the annotation of a GenBank genome assembly. NCBI's taxonomy places the organism in Eukaryota, Viridiplantae, Streptophyta, Magnoliopsida, Malpighiales, Linaceae.